Molecule: messenger RNA, 518 nt
Organism: Raphanus sativus (radish)
Lineage: Eukaryota; Viridiplantae; Streptophyta; Magnoliopsida; Brassicales; Brassicaceae
Product: histone H4
Exons: 1
Coding region: 69-380 (103 amino acids)
Biological process (GO): nucleosome assembly
Cellular component (GO): nucleosome
Molecular function (GO): protein heterodimerization activity; DNA binding; structural constituent of chromatin
Source: RefSeq, a predicted model, not a curated record
UAUCCCCAGUUCACAAUCUGAAUCCAAUACUCAGUUAUAUUCUUUGUUUCUAGAGAAAGUUUUCAAGAAUGUCAGGAAGAGGAAAAGGAGGAAAGGGAUUGGGAAAAGGAGGAGCGAAGAGACACAGGAAAGUUCUGAGAGACAACAUCCAAGGAAUCACCAAGCCUGCGAUCAGGCGUCUUGCUCGCAGAGGAGGUGUGAAGCGAAUCAGCGGUUUGAUCUACGAAGAAACGAGAGGAGUUUUGAAGAUCUUUCUCGAGAAUGUGAUCAGAGACGCCGUGACUUACACUGAGCACGCGAGGAGGAAGACGGUGACGGCGAUGGAUGUGGUUUAUGCUUUGAAGAGACAAGGACGUACUCUUUACGGAUUCGGUGGUUGAAUCGUUUUUUUCUAUUGUAUUUUUCUGGGUUGUGUUGUUGGUACUGAUUAAGUCUUGCGAUCAAGAAAUCUAGGAUUAAUUGAAGUGUUGUAACGAAGUUUUUCUCUUUAUGGGUUAAUGAAAAUAUGAUUAAUCAGA